Messenger RNA from Scutellospora calospora, 642 nucleotides. The record is from the annotation of a GenBank genome assembly. NCBI's taxonomy places the organism in Eukaryota, Fungi, Glomeromycota, Glomeromycetes, Diversisporales, Gigasporaceae.
AUGGAGGCCCGAUUAGAACAGUUGAAAAAACUGCGGAAACGAAUGGAUGAUUCUGAACGGGCGAAUCGGCUAGAGCUUUACGAAGAACAUCAACCUCGACAAGAAGCAGAAGAAAAUAAUGAAGAUUAUGAACGAAAAAGAUUCUGGGAGUAUUCUGCAGAGUCAGUAGAGAAAUGGGAAAAAAAGCAAGAAAAGAAAUUGAAAAGAUCCGAUGUUGCAUUUACUGAUUAUAAUCAAGUUGCACGUAAAAAGUACAAAAGAAUGAUAAAUGAUUUUACUCCUGAUGUGAAUGCAUAUAAUGAAAAAAAGACAGCUGCUAUGGAAUCAGCGAGCAUUGUUACCACAGCGGAUGGAGAAGUUGUUCCAAUUGAUGCAGAGUCUAGAUUUUAUAGAGAUGCCAAUUCUUUACAAUAUGCUAGUGUAGAUGACACACCUAGUCGCGAAGCUGUCGAUCGAAUGGUAGAAGAUCUUAACAAACAAAUGGCUAAACGUGAGAAAUUUUCACGGCAAAAGACAGCUAAUGAAGAUGAUGAUAUUACUUAUAUUAACGAGCGUAACAGAAGAUUCAACGAGAAAAUUGGUAGAUUUUAUGAUAAAUACACUCGAGAAAUCAAAGAAAACUUUGAACGUGGUACUGCGUAA